Nannospalax galili (Upper Galilee mountains blind mole rat) is the source of this 4305-nucleotide messenger RNA. It is a transcript of the gene Csrnp2, whose product is annotated as cysteine and serine rich nuclear protein 2. NCBI's taxonomy places the organism in Eukaryota, Metazoa, Chordata, Mammalia, Rodentia, Spalacidae. The coding region runs from base 295 to 1905 and encodes 536 amino acids. Gene Ontology annotation, biological process: regulation of transcription by RNA polymerase II. Gene Ontology annotation, molecular function: sequence-specific DNA binding; DNA-binding transcription factor activity, RNA polymerase II-specific. Gene Ontology annotation, cellular component: nucleus. The transcript has 5 exons. The record is from RefSeq and is a predicted model, not a curated record.
GAGCCGCCCGCGCCCCCCCCUACCUCCCCGCCGCUGCCUGCCUGCCCGCCGGCCUCCUACAGCCCUGCCGCCCUGGGAGCUCCGCGACCGUCGCCGCGCGCCGGACGACUCGCUCGCUCUCCCUUCCACCCGGGCUGGGGAGGCGGCGGCGGCGGCGGCGGCGGGGGCGGCGGAGACCGUCACUGGAGGAGGCAGCUGCGGCGGGGCCGAAUCCUAAUGCUUUGGGCUAACUGGUGGUGAGCUGGGGCUUUGGGGCCAUUGUGGUUGGCUCCCCGAGGAAACUUCUUGAAGCCAAUGGAUGCAUUCAUGGGCUCUGGGCUCAAGAGGAAAUUUGAUGAUGUGGAUGUGGGCUCAUCAGUUUCCAACUCUGACGAUGAGAUCUCCAGCAGUGACAGUGCUGACAGCUGUGACAGCCUCAACCCACCCACAACUGCCAGCUUCACACCCACAUCCAUCCUAAAGCGGCAGAAGCAGCUACGAAGGAAGAAUGUCCGCUUCGACCAGGUGACUGUAUACUACUUUGCCCGGCGCCAGGGUUUUACUAGUGUGCCCAGCCAGGGUGGGAGCUCUCUGGGUAUGGCCCAGCGCCAUAACUCUGUACGCAGCUACACACUUUGUGAGUUUGCACAAGAGCAAGAAGUGAACCAUCGAGAGAUCCUUCGUGAGCACCUGAAGGAAGAGAAACUACAUGCCAAGAAAAUGAAGCUGACCAAGAAUGGGACUGUGGAGUCUGUGGAAGCUGAUGGCCUGACACUGGAUGACGUUUCAGAUGAAGAUAUUGAUGUGGAAAAUGUAGAGGUGGAUGAUUACUUCUUCCUUCAGCCCCUGCCCACCAAACGGCGACGGGCCCUGCUGAGGGCUUCUGGGGUCCACCGCAUUGAUGCUGAAGAGAAGCAAGAACUUAGAGCCAUCCGCUUAUCCCGGGAAGAGUGUGGUUGUGAUUGUCGGCUGUAUUGUGACCCAGAAGCAUGUGCCUGUAGCCAGGCUGGGAUUAAAUGCCAGGUAGAUCGCAUGUCCUUUCCUUGUGGCUGCUCCAGGGAUGGCUGUGGGAACAUGGCUGGGCGGAUUGAGUUUAAUCCAAUCCGUGUGCGAACUCAUUACCUCCACACUAUCAUGAAGCUGGAGCUAGAGAGCAAGCGGCAGGUGAGUCGCCCAGCAGCUCCUGAGGAGGAACCUUUGCCUACUGCCAGCUGCAUCCUGCCAGGAGCCCAGGGCGCUGAGACACAGGACUUCCAAGAGUUCAUCGCUGAGAAUGAGACUGCAGUGAUGCACCUGCAGAGCGCAGAGGAACUGGAGCGGCUCAAGGCAGAGGAAGACUCGAGUGGCUCUAGUGCCAGCCUGGACUCAAGCAUUGAGAGCCUUGGUGUGUGCAUCCUGGAGGAGCCCCUGGCUGUUCCUGAAGAGCUGUGCCCUGGCCUUGCUGCCCCCAUUCUCAUCCAGGCUCAGCUGCCCCCAGGCUCCUCUGUCCUGUGUUUUGCUGAGAACUCGGAACACCCAGCUGCUUCCCCAGUGAGUAGCCCAUCUUACUUGAACAGUGGACCCCUGGUCUAUUACCAGGUGGAGCAGAGGCCAGCCUUGGCAGCGCAAGGAGAAUCUGGCUUAGAAGAAGGCAAGGAGAAGGACCUGCGUGUCUUCUCCCUCCCUGUUACCUCACUGGUAGCCUGCCCCUCAGACUCAGCUGCUCUCUGUAAACCAGAGGCAGGGAAAUCACCCACUGUCGAUGCACUGUUGCCCAAUGACCGUAACCCCGAGGAACCUCAGAGUGAAGACUUGGGGCCCUCUUGGUCUCCUUCAGGCCUCCCCGUCCGAACGGACAAUGAAGAAGGCAGUGGAGGGCAGAAUUCCCAGCAGGGUGAGGACCGGACCUCUGAAGACUCUGCCCUUGAACUCCGUCUAGCAGUGUGAUGUGGGGAGAUACUGCCUCUUAUCUAUUAUUUAUUACCUAAUGCCAUUUCAAACAAGACUGUUGCUCCCAGGUUACUUUAUUGGAAUCUUUGGGAAAUGGGUGGGAAAGGAUUGUUUGUACAAGUAUUUUUUAAAUGGGAAACAGUACCCAGGUGACCAGCUGAAUGGGGAUAGAGUCUUAAGGGAGGCUGCACAGUGCUUAUAACUGAGCUUUUCUAGGCCAUCAGAACAAAGAUGUAGGAUCACACAGAAUGAGCUGGGUAAUUCAAGCAGCUGUUGUUUCUGUCUAGGGACCAGAACCCGAGAAUUCCUGGCAAAGCCCCUUCUCUCCUGGGGUCCAGGCAGGGUACACACUCACUUCUCUGGUUGUUCUGAUAUCCCACCUUGGUGAUUCACAGUCAUACUAUCAGAAAGGUCACCUAGCUGAAUCUAGAAAGGAGAGAGGAAAGGUCUCUGCUUCUGUACAGAGUUCGAGGUUUCUAAAAAUUUAAUCUGUGCUCCCAACCCUUACUGAUAAAUGAGUUACUAUUUGACAUGUUCCACACUGGGGGUUCCUGGUCUGCAACUUGAAUUAUUUCUGUCAUACGUUCUUAGGUACUAGAGUUUAAACCUGUCUUUUCCUCCAUUCUUUUCCUUGAAAGAAAACUAGAUUGGAUGAGACUGGUGCAAUGAGCAAGAGCCUUCUGCACCAUUAGGCAGGGCUCACCCAUUCCACAAGUUAGUGUGGAAUAGUCUAGAAAGAUAACUUGUGCUUGCUUUCUCACCCAGGACAGUCUCCCAUCCUCCUUUGGGAGAUUUGAGCUUUAAAUGGAAUAUAUGAUGUGGCGAUAAUAAGGUUAUCAACUAGAUGAUUCUUUUUUCUGUACCUACCCUCGUGAUCCAUCUUGGAUAUGUAGGGUUAGAGAGUUCUCACAGUAUUCCAGUUCAGUCCCACCAAUUGCCAGUGUUUACUGGACCCCUCCAUCUUGGUGUUUCAUGAGAACUGGAAGCCAAACAAAUUCUUAAGUACCACACGGGACUCCGGGCUUCCCAAAGAUAAUUCAAGACUGGAUUUGAAAUGUUUAGAAUGGGUCUUACACUCAGUGCUAACCUCUUGUCAGUGGUUCUUGCUCCUCUCCUGUUGUUACAACAUCUCUACUGAACACUGACUUCUUUUUAUUGAUAGUUUUCUUUGCUUCUUUUGUAAAAUGGAGUCAAGAGGGAGCAAAACACUAUUUUUCUCUACCAUUGUUUAUACCGUGCUUCAUUUCUGACAAGAUUUAUUAACCAGAAAAGGAAAAUAUUUUUGUUUCUCUGAGCUAGUAUCUCACUAUGUAGCCCUGGCUGGCCUAUGACAGUGAUGUAGCCCAGGCUGGCCUCCAACUUGUGUUGAUCUCCCUGCCCCUGCAUCCAGGAUUACAGGUGUGUAACCUUGCUCAGCUUCUUUUCUUUAUUUUUGGAGGGAUAGUAAAGCUCUGGUGUCUUAAGCAAACUUCAUGUAUUUGGCAGUAGAAAUAACUGUAAAAUCUCAGUUCUAAGCAUGAAAGACAUUGCAUUUAACACAGAUGGGUUCUAAUCCAUUCUGCCUUUCUGUUCAUUCCUGGUUUUGCUUGGUUUUAUUAUAAAUUGGAGUUUUUAAUGAAGUAUGUAGGUCCAUAUCUCUCCCUAGUUCCAUGAAACAGAGCUCUCUUAAGUACCUCAAUUCUAGAUGUUCCACUCCUCAACCUACAAUAGCACUGUCAAAUCCAAGACUGCAGCUUAAUUGGGAAAUUGGCUGGAGGGAAGAAUCCUUUUAGAAGUUUGCUGGAAAGAGAGGAGGCUCUGCAUACUCCAUACUCCCUCCUUAGGAAGACACCAAAAUAAUUUAUCCCUUGGAGUCUAAUUAUCAUUAAGAAACACAGUGGCCUCUGGAAUCAAAUGAAUUUAAAUUUAUAAUCACUAAACUCAUCGCCAACUCCCAAAAUAUGUGUAGUUCUGCAGGAUUCUAGUUUCUUAAUCUAAAUCCACUUCUUCAUUAAUUAUAUAGUUCCGACUCAAACUGACCCCAAACUUGUAAAUGCUGAAUAUUAUCAUUUAGCAUAAUAGCAAAGGGCCUUUUCUACAGCUUAAUCCAUCUCAUUUCUGGUGCUGCCUGAGUUGAACAAAAUCUAUAGCUCAUGGUUGUUAGGAAGGCUAUGCCUCUGAUCACAGAAGCAGAUCAUGCCAGUCCCACUCAGUCUAGGCUAGAAGUGACUCAUGACCACAACUCGUUAGUCUUGGUUUCCUUUCCCACUUGCUGUGCACAGGUAGUACCUUCAGUGUGAACCCAAAGCUUGUCUGGUUCUUGGAAAACAAUUUUUCCCUUUUAGGUUCUUUAUAUUGUAAUAAUGCUGUAUUUAAAGAGAAUAUUUAAAUGUAAUAUUAAAGAAAUAUUCAAAAGAA